This is a messenger RNA of Mizuhopecten yessoensis (Yesso scallop), 6420 nucleotides long. RefSeq names its product twinfilin-1-like. Lineage: Eukaryota; Metazoa; Mollusca; Bivalvia; Pectinida; Pectinidae. Gene Ontology annotation, molecular function: actin monomer binding; actin filament binding. The transcript has 11 exons. Gene Ontology annotation, biological process: actin filament depolymerization; positive regulation of neuron projection development; regulation of lamellipodium assembly. The record is from RefSeq and is a predicted model, not a curated record. Gene Ontology annotation, cellular component: actin filament; cytoplasm; myofibril. The coding region runs from base 61 to 1119 and encodes 352 amino acids.
ACUCUUUAUUCACUUCCGCCUUCGAUCACUAUCAGGUUGUCAUCGGCAUCAACUGUAAAUAUGUCUCACCAGACAGGAAUAUCAGCUUCUAAGGAUUUACAAGAUUUUUUCGGAACAGCCAAAGAUGGAAAAAUUCGCUGUAUUCAGGUUAAAAUAGAAAAAGAUCCAGUCUCCAAUGAAGAAAGCUUGGAACUUGGAGGAAGUAAAAAUGCUUUAAAUUCCUGGGAAGAUGAUUACGACUCUAUGGUGGUUCCCUAUCUGGAAGACAAACAACCCUGCUAUAUACUGUUUCGCCUCGACUCCACAAAUGCCCAGGGUUAUGAAUGGAUCUUCAUCUGUUGGUCCCCUGACUUUUCUGAGGUUCGAGACAAGAUGUUGUAUGCCGCGACACGAUCCACACUGAAACAGAACUUCGGGGGUGGCCAGAUCAAGGAGGAGUUAUUUGGAACUGUCGAGGCUGACUGUACCUUGUCUGGAUACAAAGUGCACAUGCUGGCCCAAAGUGCUCCCGCCCCCCUCACCAUGGCGGAAGAGGAACUACAGGAAAUCAAGAGGUCUGAGAUUAAGACGGCCGGCGUGGAUACCAAACACCAGACAUUGCAGGGCGUGGCCUUCCCUGUCACAGAUGAGGCAUUACAGAAAGUACAGGAGUUCACAGAGGGCCUCUACACCUAUAUCCAGCUGAGCUUGGACCUGACUGAGGAAAAGGUCAUCCUGGAGAAGGCAGUGAAUAUUCCUACCAGUGCCUUGUCAGAGCAGGUUCCUAUGGACCACGCUCGCUACCAUCUCUUUAACUUCAAACACACACACGAGGGGGACUACACAGAGAGUUAUGUUUUUAUAUACUCCAUGCCGGGUUACAAGUGUUCUAUCAAGGAGCGUAUGCUCUACUCCAGCUGUAAGUCUCCACUACUUGCGGUACUAGAGAGCCAUAUGCAAGUAGAGUUUGCCAAAAAGAUGGAAGUGGAUGACCCUAAAGAACUCGCUGAAAAAAAUCUUUAUGAAGAAGUACACCCAAUUAAAAAUAUUGUAAAGAGUGCCUUUGCCCGGCCCAAAGGCCCAUCAAGUCGGGGACCUAAGAGAAUGACGAGGAACAAAGAUGAACAAGAAGCUAGCUAAUUACAUAUUGUCCAUUUUAACAUAUCUUAAAUUGUAUUAUAUGGUUGCCAAUGUUUAAUUGUUAUAAGGACAAUUAUUGUUGGUGUUUUAAUAUUUAUAUCAACAAGUUCACUUUAUGUAAGAACAAGUCCCUCCUUUAAUGUUUAAUAUGCAAAUCAACCUUUGCUCAUUAUAAAUUUUAUUUGGUGGCUGUCCAUUUGGGCAAAUCGUGUGGAAUCAUGGCAUUGUUUUGCUUAAUAUGAAUACUAGGCCCCUUUCAUGUGUUCGGUUCAACCGGUUCUUCUGUUUUUUAUGUAACAUUUUUCGGGUAUAAAUCCUGGCGGACCUGCAAAUGUUUAUGCAGGCCUUGAAAGGCUUUGUAAAGGCUCGCCUGAAAACAGCAUCAGAUUACUAGGUCCGCCUUAUUUCAUAAACGAACAACUUUGGUCCAACCACUUCAACCGGUUGGAUCGUGAUUAACAUAAUUUUCCCCUAGGUACCCUGUUGAUUUUUUGGAAUAUUAUAAACGCAUUAGAGCUAUGGGAGAGUUUGUGAAUUUCAAAAUAUUUUAGUCUGCUGGCCGGAGAUGUUUUAUGGUGUCCUAGGGUUCUUUAAAGACCUUAUUUUGAUGCUAAAUAUUAUGGCAUGAUAACAGAGAUAUCUAAGCCAGUUGCCAUUAAAAAAAACAAUUCAGGUUAAGGAUAAAUGUUACCAUGCUCCAUGGCAUUUUACAGAAAAUUUUGUUAGGAGGCUUAAGUAUAAUAUUUUUACAGAAUGAGUUCCAGUUAUAGCAAACGAGUCCUAUGGCCUGUUCGUUCAUGCGAAACAAUCAGUUCGUCUGUUUUUGAAUGCAACAUUUCGGGUAUAAAUCCUGGCGGACCUACUAAACUUUAUGCAGGCCUUGCCUGAAAGCAGCAUCAGAUUACUAAAUCCGAUCUUAUUUCAUAAAUGAAUAACUCUGGUCCAACCGGGUCAACCGAAGCGGCCCAGGACUUGCAGAAAUCACUGACCAUGUGACUGAAUUGCAGGAGAAAACCAGGUCCACCUAUGUAGCCCCAUCUAUGCAAUGCCAUUAUGUACAGGCCAAACUCAUCUGGUUAUACGUCUUACAUUACAAUUUACUUUCACCUUUUUGUUGUACUUCAGUCAUUUUGGACCGAUUUCAUAAUUUUUCAUGGAAAUCUUUUCAAGUUAAAACCAAUAUCAGCAAGUUGUUUGUGAAUAAUUAAAAUGAAAACUUCUCGACUUCUUUUCUCUUAUGAUUCUUAUAUGAAUGGAAAUUCAUGUAAGAUUUGAAUUCAGAUGUUUUACUUAUCCAUAAGGAUUAUUUUGGUGUACAGACUUCAAUAAUUUCUUUUUGUGUCAAAGCAAACUUUUAAUUCCAUUCAACUGUUGUCUCUGGAAAUGUUCACCCUAUAGACAGCCAUCGUAUUAGAGCUUGUUAUUUUACAAGAUUUUGUGCUUGUUGAUGUAAGUUUGAGAUUAGCCGAAUUGUUUUUUUUGGAAUGAAAUGUAGCUGUUGUUAUAAGGUGUUUGUUUUUAAUGCAGGUGGCUAAGUGAUCGUCAAAUAUAAACAUGAAUUGUUUGUUUAUAGAUGAAGAUGAGUUUAUUUUGUAAAUUAGUCAUGUAAAAAGUCCUUGCUACAGUUUGUUGUAUAUAACUGAAAUUCACUUGUAUAGAGUUUAUUAUGCAAUAUGCAUGUUGCUCCUCUAUUAUGUUUGGGGUCAUUACACUGUGCAUAUUGUUGCCUACCCAUCACACGGAGUCACUGACCCGUACCACACGGACAUACCUAGCUUAGUUUUACCAGAGGAUGCCUGAAUUUCCGUCAGAAAACAAAUAUAUAUAUAUUUUCUCGGCACCUGAUAGUUAUAUUUUUCAAAAUUUAGAAUGAUUUAAUAAUUUAAACUGCAUUGGCAGCAGCCACAGGUGCCUGUGUGAUGACACGCGAGUUGUGAGCCCACUGUCCAGCUUAGCAACUCACUUUAAGGAAGCAACACACUUCAAGUUAAAGUAUAAUGAUCUUAUUAACUCACUGUAUAAAGAGAAACUCACCACUUGUCUAUUCCUAGAAUAAAAAUCAUUUAAAAGUGACUCUUAACGAGUGUGUCAUGGUAUUCCCAGCUUGUUAUUGCUAUAAGGAGUGACUCAUUAUGAGUUGAGGGAUAUUCCUACAUUGUUAGCUCCCUCUGUAAUGAGCCGUUAACAGAGUUAAGAUAUUGCCACAUGUUUAACUUACUCUUUAGAGAGUGACUGGCUUUGAGUCAUUGUAACACUACACAGUUGAGUUGCUCUAUAAUGAGUCCAGGGAUUCCCACAUUGUUAGCUCACUCUGUAAUGAGUCGUUAACAGAGUUAAGAUAUUGCCACAUGUUAAACUUGCUCUUUAGAGAGUGACUGGCUUUGAGGCAUUGUAACGCUACACAGUUGAGUUGCUCUAUAAUGAGUCCAGGGAUUCCCACAUUGAUAGCUCACUCUGUAAUGAGCCGUUAACAGAGUUAAGAUAUUGCCCCAUGUUUAACUCGCUCUUUAGAGAGUGACUGGCUUUGAGUCAUUGUAACGCUACACAGUUGAGUUGCUCUAUAAUGAGUCCAGGGAUUCCCACAUUGAUAGCUCACUCUGUAAUGAGCCGUUAACAGAGUUAAGAUAUUACCACAUGUUUAACUUGCUCUUUAGAGAGUGACUGGCUUUGAGGCAUUGUAACGCUACACAGUUGAGUUGCUCUAUAAUGAGUCCAGGGAUUCCCACAUUGAUAGCUCACUCUGUAAUGAGCCGUUAACAGAGUUAAGAUAUUACCACAUGUUUAACUUGCUCUUUAGAGAGUGACUGGCUUUGAGGCAUUGUAACGCUACACAGUUGAGUUGCUCUAUAAUGAGUCCAGGGAUUCCCACAUUGUUAGCUCACUCUGUAAUGAGCAGUUAACAGAGUUAAGAUAUUGCCACAUGUUAAACUUGCUCUUUAGAGAGUGACUGGCUUUGAGUCAUUGUAACGCUACACAGUUGAGUUGCUCUAUAAUGAGUCCAGGUAUUCCCACAUUUUUAGCUCACUCUGUAAUGAGCCGUUAACAGAGUUAAGAUAUUACCACAUGUUUAACUUGCUCUUUAGAGAGUGACUGGCUUUGAGGCAUUGUAACGCUACACAGUUGAGUUGCUCUAUAAUGAGUCCAGGUAUUCCCACAUUGUUAGCUCGAUCUGUAAUGAGCCGUUAACAGAGUUAAGAUAUUACCACAUGUUUAACUCGCUCUUUAGAGAGUGACUGGCUUUGAGUCAUUGUAAAGCUACACAGUUGAGUUGCUCUAUAAUGAGUCCAGGUAUUUCCACAUUGUUCACUCAUUGAUUCAAGUUAUUGUUGCUCUGUUGAAUUGCUCCGAGUUACACUGUAGAGCUUCUUCGAGAUCUCCCUCUCCAUGUACGGUGCAUACUUGUCUCAACAGCAGUUUUGUUGUUUCUGCUACAUUGUUGUAUGUUAAUUUGUGUAUGAAGUUGAUUUUUUAUAUUAAUAGAGGGAUUGUUUUUGUUUUCUAACAGUGUAUGUUUUUAUACAUGUAUACUGAUGCCAUGGAGAUUGAACUAUAUGUACAUAUAUUUCUUUUUGUCAAGUUCAGCCCAAUAAGCAUACCAUCAGGAAUAUUUUGAUUUUGUUUUCUUCACGAGUGCUAAAGGUACAAAAUAUAUAUUAAACCCACAAGAUGAAUAUAAUAGAAAAGGCUAAUUAAAGGGUGCUUUGAGCUUACCUGGCUGGACUGGUGGUGUGCUACACCUGCUUUAAUGUCUCUGAGCUUAUUUGUGUAGAGGUAAAUAGUUCUUGACAGUUAUUUAUGAUGAUGUUAUGUUUCAGUGUCUGGUUAACACAUUCUUGUUUAAGUUUAACAUGUUAUACUGUAUACUGAGAAAUUUUCGCCUUUUCCGCCCUCCCUGAUGAGUCGAUUAAUCAUUACUGUGAACAUAAGUACACAACAUCAUACACAUAGUAAUUACAUGUGAAGGGCGAAAUUAACACGGGGAGAAUUAUGGAUUUGAUCUACGAAGGGUGAAAGCUUGACUGGGCGACAACUUCCUGGUAUACAGUAGUACCUGAUAGUUGCCAAAAUGAGCCUUGUUUCAUAUAAUUAUGAGACAAUUAAGGGGUGUGCUGAAAGUUUCAGUUGAGUAUUCAUAUAUAUAAGUUACAUAAAAAUCGUAAAUACAAAUAAUUGAACUGAAUUUUUGAAAAAUGUAAACUUUGAAAUAUUUCAAGCAAAUAUUUUCAAUGCAUGAAUUAGUAUUUCAAGAAUUUCAGUGUCAGAAUGAGUGUGAUAUCGAGUUUAAGUCUAGUGUAUUGUGUUCUACACUUGGAACUUUUGUAUUGGAUACCGUAGCUACUGUUACAUGUUUUAAAGUUUUAUAAAAACAGUUUAUAGUAAGAUGUGAAAAAAAAGCUUUCUAAACAUGCAGUUACUUAAAGAAUGUGUGUGAGUGAAAGGUAGACAAUUUGUUUUAUAUCCAUGAAAGGUUAUUGCACUGGGUUUAGUAAAUGCUAGUUUCAACAAUGAAUGUAAAAAUAAAAUCAUUUUCAGACUUAGGAUGAAAUUAUCACUGUUGGAUAUAUGUCUUUUUCUGGGACCUAUUGAGAAGCUAGGUUUGGAAUUAAAUGAUUUUAGUAGUGAUUUAAAGUGAUCUUGUAAGAAAUGUACACAAACAUGUAUAUAUGUUUAAUAUAUAAUUUUUGGAAGUUUAACACUGCAGUGUAUAUUUAAUAACACAUAUCUAAUCUAUUAGGCAUGUAUCCUUGUACCUGUAUUACCAUACUAUACAAUAUAAACAUGACUUUUCCUGUAAUGCCUGCUUGAGAAUAAUGAAAUGGCUUGUCAGAUAGUCUGAUAUCCUCCAACUCAUAUCAGUUCUUAACUUCUGUAGAUAUUAGGUGAUACCCUAACAGGCAGGUAUAACCACUGGGAGGAUACCAGGAGUGUAUCCAGGACUUCUAAAUCCCUCCUCCAAACACAUUUUUUAAGUGAGGAGGAGAUUCACCUUACCAAAAAGUAAUUUGGGAGGCUGAAACCUCCAUGUAGAUCAAGCAAUAAUAUCAUCUUCCGGGAGAGAAGGUAUUACUAAUGGGAACACUUGAGGAUUUAUCAAAAUAUAAAACUUAUAAUAUACUCCGGCAUUACUGAUCUUUGAACGACUGCCAUUUCCAUUGUUGAUCAGGGCCAUAAACAAAUAAGGAACAUUUUUAGCCAGCGUGAUGUGUGUAUGCUUGUGGGAAUGUUUGUCUAUUGAAAGUAUGUGAUGAUUACUGAUAAAUAGGAAAAUAAAACUAUUAAAACAUCUCAGGAUAAACCAAA